This is a messenger RNA of Purpureocillium lilacinum, 1596 nucleotides long. Lineage: Eukaryota; Fungi; Ascomycota; Sordariomycetes; Hypocreales; Ophiocordycipitaceae. The record is from RefSeq and is a predicted model, not a curated record.
AUGGCGAGCCCAACAAACGAACCGGCGUAUACGCGCUACCGCAACAACACCAAUCCACAAUGGUGGAAGGACGCUGGCUUACGGGUCAACGUGCUGCACUGCGCGGGCCUGUACUUUUGCGUCUUCUAUCUGGGUUAUGAUGCUUCGCUCCUCAAUGGGCUCCAGACCAUUCCGCAAUGGCAGACUUACUUCAAUCACCCCGACAGCAACUUGUUGGGUCUGAUCUCGGCCAGCAUGUUUCUGCCUGCUAUCGUAACCCCCUACAUCAGCUCCAUCAUCAACUCCAGGUGGGGCCGAAAGGUCGCUAUCCUAGUUGGGUCUCUCCUUCUGAUUCUCGGCGCGUUCAUCAAUGCGUUCGCCACAAACAUUGGCAUGUUCAUUGGCGGCAGGGUCCUUGUUGGCGCUGCAGGUCCAUUCGGAAAGAUUACUGCCGUUGCACUGCUGCAGGAGAUUGCCCAUCCACGACUUAGACCUCUUCUGUCGACCUCGUUCUACCCGAACUACUACUUUGGGUCCAUCGCAGCGGCGUGGUUCUGCUUUGGGUCCCUUCGCUGGGGCGACACCACCUGGUCAUGGCGCGCACCCUGCCUAUUCCAGAUCAUGGCCCCUCUCGUGGUCAUGGUGUUUCUCCUCUUCAUCCCAGAGAGUCCCAGGUGGCUCGUCCACCACGGCCAGAAGGAAAAGGCCAUCCAGAUCCUCGCAAAGUACCACGCCAACGGCGACACCGAGGACGAGCUCGUCCUGCACGAAUACAACGAGAUUUGCUACGCCAUCCAGCUCGAAGAGGAAAACUCCAAGACGAGCUUCCGGGACUUUGUCAAGACUCCUGGAAACAGGCGGCGCCUGCUUGUGCUCCUCACAAUGGCCACUGGCACCAACUGGGUUGGGAAUGGUAUCAUCACGUACUACCUCGCCCCGGUACUCAAGAUUGCCGGAAUCACGGACAGCACUCAAAUAUCCGGAAUCAAUGGCGGCUUGGCCGUCUGGAACCUCUUCCUCUCAUACUUGGGAGCAUUCAACGCCGAGCGCGUUGGCCGACGGAAGCUGUGGAUGGCCUCCACAAUCGGCAUGCUCCUCGCAUACGUAGUCAUGACGGGCCUAUCGGGAUCGUUCGCCUCGGAUAACAAGCGAUCUGUGGGCAUCGCCAUUGUGCCCAUGCUCUUCAUCUACUACGGCUUCUACGACAUCGGGUGGACGCCUCUGCCUUUCGCGUACGGCGCAGAGAUCCUGCCCUAUCAUAUGCGCCUGAAGGGCCUCAGCAUCAUGCUCUCCGUGCAGAGCGUGGCUCAGGCGUUUAACCAAUGGGUCAACCCAGUUGCCCUAUCCUCCAUCUCCUGGAAAUACUACAUCGUCUACAUCUGCCUUCUCUGCGUCUAUCUCGUCCUCAUCUACUUCUUCUUCCCAGAGACCAGGAAACUCACCAUCGAAGAGGUAUCGCUGAUCUUCGACACCGGCCGGCUGGGCGACUCCGCCGCCGUGACGGCGGAGCUGAGCGGCGGGACAAAGGUCGUUGGAGAUGUUGACGACAAGCACGCCGAGAAUCGCGUUGACCUCGAGGCUGUUCCCGAUCAUGUCGAGCACAAGAGAGCUCAGUGA